This is a messenger RNA of Epithele typhae, 1959 nucleotides long. RefSeq lists its product as uncharacterized. Bases 1 to 1959 code for a protein of 652 amino acids. The transcript is spliced from 3 exons. NCBI's taxonomy places the organism in Eukaryota, Fungi, Basidiomycota, Agaricomycetes, Polyporales, Epitheliaceae. The record is from RefSeq and is a predicted model, not a curated record.
AUGAACGCUCCCGACAUCAACGCCCCGCUCUUCGACCGUUUUUCCAAGGCAGUCCCGACUUCCGUUCGUGCCCAGCUCGCAGGACUUUCUGACCGCGAGAUUCAGGCAUGGGCCCUCAGGCAGGUAAAAGAGUACCGUCGUCUUGCCUUCGUCCACCUGUCUCUGCACAACGCUGCCGCUCACAUCAACCGCAUCCUCCCCGCCGAGAUCAUCGUUAAGAUAUUUGUGUACCAUUUUGAAUUCGACCUGAAACCGACGACAAUCGCCCAAACCUGUUGUAGCUGGCGCACUAUCGCUCUCGAUGCAGCCCCUCAGCUGUGGGCUGCGUUUGCCCGGUCGGCCACCGGACCCUUCCGCGACCUCGACAAAUGGAACGAACUCGAGGAUGACAAGAAAUCCCGCCGUCUCGCUACUAUGGUGUCUGUCCUCAAAUGGUCCAAGCGAUUUCCAUUCCGUCUCUCCUUCAUUAGCCUCCCCACCCCUAUCGGAGACGCCCUCGGUCCAUACGCCGGCCACCUCGCCGAGCUCCGCGUCCAAAUAACAAGCGCAGGGGACGUCCGCUCGCUCUCGUCGCUGCUGAAACGUGGAUUAUCAACCCUCGAAACGCUCUCGGUAGAUAUGGAGGAGCGCGGCAGUCUACUGUCAUGGAAUGGCGUCCUCUUUGAACCGUCCCUCCGCCACGCCCUCGGCAAACUCCCGGCACUCCGACACCUACCUCACGUCCCACUCGACCUCUUCCUCUACCUCUCCCGCCCGACGCUGAUCAAUGUGAAAAUCAUAGAACCCAUACUUCUCAUUCAAGCCGUCGUUUCACAAAUCGCAAACGACCGGCGACUUCCGUCAUACUACUCUCGGUUUAGCCCAGGUGCGAAGCUCGUCACCGCGCUGCAAAAGUGCGAAGCUCUCCAGACGCUCUCCUUCGAGUUCUCCAUACCCCUGCGCCGCCUUUUCUGGGACUUGAUCAACAGCACCCCCGCUGGAGCCGCUCUGUGGUUCACGAAGAGAGCCGUGCUGCCGUCGCUCCGCAAGCUGAAGAUCUCAGUCAACGGCGAUCUGACCUACGUGUCCGUGCUGCUCAAGCUUCUCACGCUCCCCCCGCGUGCCUCUUUCAGUCUCGUCCUCACUGGCGUCCUUCCCGACGACGCUUUCUGGGAAGAGAUCGCCGCGGACGAAUCUGCCUCGCAACUCUUCUCGUCCGUCGACUCCGUGCGCAUCGCGACAUUCCCGCCCUCCAACGGCCCCAACAACACGCACCCCACUCUCGUCGUCGCCUGCGAAGGCCCGCACGGCGUUUCCCCUUUCACCCUCGUCUGCACCACCACAUUCCGCCCGAACGCUUCCCUCCGCCGCCUGCGCGGCCUUUUCUCCAUCCUCCACGCCCACGCUGCCGGCCACCCAGUGGCGCUCCUCUGCGUUCUACCACACCUCACCGCGCUCGCGCUCGUCGCGUGUCCCCACACCGCCGCCGCCGUCGCGUUCCACGCCCUCGGCACGCUGGACGCGGACGGCCGCCCGUGCUGCCCGGAGCUCUGCCGUCUCGACGUCAAGAUCAAGGUCGACGUCGUCGCUCCAAACGCCGACGCCGACGUGCCGCAGAGAACAGAGCACGCCGCUGCCUCCGGUCAGCUUUUGGCCGAAGACGAAGAGGGCCGUCAUGCUCCAGACGGUGGCGCGACGAUGCCGGCGCCCUUGCACGCCGCGCUCGUGGACGCGCUGGCGCGACGGGCAGCGGCGACUGCCGGUCACCGCUUGCACGCGUUAUCUUGGAGCGUUUUGAAGUGUUCGUCUUCGGAGGGCGUUUCACCGCACACUCCGGAAGCGUCGGUGUCAGACUUGUCGGACUUGAAGGCGUUGGUGGAUGAGUUCGAGUUCAGUGGAUUCGAGGAACAGGGUGCGCUGGGUUCGCAGUUCCAUUACGGGCAGUUUACCAUGAUACAGCACAUAUUCGCCAUACUUUAA